Molecule: messenger RNA, 2257 nt
Organism: Alligator mississippiensis (American alligator)
Lineage: Eukaryota; Metazoa; Chordata; Crocodylia; Alligatoridae
Gene: FABP6
Product: fatty acid binding protein 6
Exons: 5
Coding region: 1800-2186 (128 amino acids)
Biological process (GO): fatty acid transport
Cellular component (GO): cytosol; nucleus
Molecular function (GO): fatty acid binding
Source: RefSeq, a predicted model, not a curated record
UCGGGAAGAGGAAGGAGGGGUGGAGCUUAAGGCUUCACACGCCGUGAAAGACCGGGGGGCGGGCCUUCGGGGCAAAUGUGCCUUUCCAUUGGCUCUGGGGAGACCUCUCCCCUCACCCACUGGGAGGCUGGUCAUUGGAAAGCUGUGAUGUCGAUCAAACACUGGCCAGGGCGUGAGGCGCGAGCUGCCCUUGGCUUGUCGUGCGCGCUCGGGGUUGAAGGGGGUAGAGACUGAGGUGGUCCUUUCAUGAGCCAUUGGGACGGGCUGUUUCCUCACGGCGCCGUGUACAGCGCCGAGCACCGGGCGGGGUCUGUCUGAUGCCUGCCUCCUAGGUCCAAGCAUCUCGUCGCCUCCAGCAAUGCGGGGGGCAGGCAGCUUUGCAAAGGGAUGGAGCAUGGCGAGGGCCAGGGGGGGCCUGGAAGAGAGGCUGAGGAAACCCUGAAGGGGAAAAUAUAAUGGCCCGUCAGAGAAUGAAAGUCUGAAAGAGCGAGUGCUGUAGAGGGAGUUAAUUACAGCCUUUUUUUUUUUUUUUUUUAAACAAGGGGACAGUUACGGACGUUGUCCUGUGCUGGAGAAAGAAGAAAAGACUCAAUAUAUGGACCGAGAAGUGGGGCGCAAUGAGAGCAGGACAAACAUGGUGACAUUUGUUUGGCCUCUUCACGGCAUUUUGAUUCCAUUUUUAAAAAAAAACUUCUGCUUUCUCACGAGUUUGAAAUCAUGGCUUGUUUUGACCUUGUCUCCCCUAAGACAUCCAGUUCUGCUUUGGAGGCUAUGUCCGUUAUUAACUAAUCUAACCACUAUUUUGUAGUCUGGCAUGUUAAGUAGGUGAGGGGAGAAAGAGGAAAGAGGUGAAGAGCAGAAGGAGAAAUGUGCAAGAGGAACAGAGCAAGGAGACACAGACUAACUUGUAGGCAUUAAUCACCCCAGUGCUCAUAAGGGGAUAGAUAUUCCAUUGACAGUGACAUUUGCUGAUAAAGUAUCAAUCAGAAAAUCUUAACAUGAUUUAAGGAGUAAAUUACUCUACAUUUACACAGUGACUUUCUGUUUGAAGGAUUCCAAAGCAGUUUACAAGCCUGUACUUUGAAGAGUAUAAACUGUAGCCACAUCUCAAAUGUUCAGUCAGUAAACUAGCAUAAAGCCAUGAGGAAGAAAUGAAGUUUUGUCUUGGCAGUUUAAAGCAACCCCAGUAUGGUUUCAGGGCCUAGUAGUAUCCACAACUUUUCAUUUUCCUAUGGUAGGAAUAUUGAGCACCAUGCAGUUAGAGCACUAUGAGAAUGCAAACAAUAUUCUUUCUUGUAUGACCCUAUAAGCCAAGAUCUGGGGGCUGCAGCCUCCUUUCACAGCAGAGAAAGACUGGAGAGAUCUGUAUAAAUGGAACCUGGUCCUGAAACCACUGCUGAGCAUAGCACUUAACACUGCGCGUUGCCCUGGUGUAGCAAGAAGUGUGGCCCGACUCACCUUUCUGCUGCCCUGCAAGCCGCAUAUUGAUUUGUAUCACUGCAAGGACCCAUCUUGCACUCCUUGAAGUACUUUUCAAUUAUGCUAUAAAACAAGGACAAGGAAUCAUCAUGGAAUUAUACCAAGCACUUCAGUGAGGGUCAACAACACCUAUGUUAGUGACUCAUGUACGUGGAUCAUAAAAGAAAGUUUCAGAGGGGCGUGGUGAUGGUGGAAUGAUCAGGAGGAGGGAUGAACAGCUUGGGAGGUUUAUAAAACCAGUGGCUUUGAUCCUGUUUCCAUCCAUCUGACCUUCAUCCCAGUAGCUGCUCCUUUGAAUCAUUUAGCUCUCAAAAGGCAACAUGGCUUUCACAGGCAAAUAUGAAGUGGAAAGUGAAGAGAAUUAUGAUGACUUUAUGAAGCGCAUUGGUCUCCCCAGUGAUGUCAUUGAAAAGGGAAGAAAUUUCAAGAUAGUCACUGAAGUGGUACAGAAUGGAGAAGAAUUCAUUUGGUCUCAACAUUAUCCAGGGGGCCAGUCCAUGACCAACAAAUUCACCAUUGGCAAAGAAGCAGAAAUGGAGACAAUGAGCGGUAAAAAGUUCAAGGCAACAGUUAAAAUGGAAAAUGGCAAAGUGGUGGCAGACUUCCCCAACUAUCACCAUACUGCAGAGAUAGCUGGAGGAAAGCUACUUGAGAUUUCUGUUGCUGCUGGUGUAACCUACAAAAGAAUCAGCAAAAAGAUAGCUUAAUACAGAAGAGCCAGUCUUCCAGUGCACUGAGAAUUGAGCAACAGAAUAAUCAAUAAAGCAUGUUUUAGGAA